Molecule: messenger RNA, 1508 nt
Organism: Rana temporaria (common frog)
Lineage: Eukaryota; Metazoa; Chordata; Amphibia; Anura; Ranidae
Gene: THTPA
Product: thiamine triphosphatase
Exons: 3
Coding region: 131-787 (218 amino acids)
Biological process (GO): dephosphorylation; thiamine metabolic process; thiamine diphosphate metabolic process
Molecular function (GO): magnesium ion binding; thiamine triphosphate phosphatase activity
Source: RefSeq, a predicted model, not a curated record
CACUGCACUACAGGGAAGUCUCUGGCUGACUCAGCCAAGUGGAGCGUUGCUGAAGCAUUUCCCUCCCCCAACAAAUGAACACACUGCUUUAUCCGGGGGCAACGUGCUCUGACUGCAGCUUUCCUGCAUUAUGAAUUCAGAAAUGGCACCUUCGUCACAUCUAUCUGGGUCUAUUGAAGUGGAAAGAAAGUUUGUCCCAGGUCCAGAAGUGGAGAAAAGCUUGUAUGCACUAGGGGCUGAGCUGCUUAAGGAAAUCACAUUUAGAGACUCUUACUAUGAUUGCCCAGAUUUGCGGCUUACACUUUCCGACUGUUGGCUGCGAAAAAGGGGAGAUAGUUGGGAGCUAAAAUAUCCACCACAGCCAGGAGCUAGAGGACUAAUUGGAGCUUCCACACAAUACUUGGAGGUGACUGAAGAAGAUAAAAUUAUUUGCAAAGUCAGUGAAGUACUGGGUGUCCCAACUCCCCCCAGCAUAGAAGCGUUUUGCCUGAAUGAGUUUGCAAGUUUCGUGACGCGUAGACGCAGCUUCCAGCUGCCUCUGGAGGAAAGCUCGGGCACCAUGGCUGUGGUUGACCUAGAUGAGGCUGACUUUGGUUUUGCAGUAGGUGAAGUGGAAAUAAUUGUACAAACACAGGAGGAAGUACAAAAUGCAUUUCAAAAAGUGGAAGAGAUCUGCAAAAAGCUAGGUGUUUUCCAGGAAUCAGCAGUACAAGGCAAAGUAUCAACAUUUCUUCAACUGAAUCGUGUUGAACAUUACAAGCAGUUAAUUGAGGCUCAUAUAAUUUGACCUUUGCAAAAUCCACUCAAGAAGCCAUGUGUGCACUCCAAUGAUUUCUGACUAUAAAGCCCUGCACAAACUGCUGGUCCUAUAUAAAUCCUGUAUAAUAAUUGUAAUAAUAAAAAUAUUGAUUUGGUCUUUGUGUAGCAAUCCACUAAUGACUAAAUCUGCCCACAGACAUGGAUGAUUGUUUGCAGAUCGGACUGAUUUUGGAUGGGUCGAAAAAUUACAGCAUGUCUAUGGGCCAAUCUGAGACCUCUGUAGACACACCCUGGCCAACAAAUCCUAAGAGUCAAGAAUGAACCAUGUCAGCUGACUGCUGAUGUUCUGCCAAGAUAAAGCAGCAGUACCAGGUCUCAUUAUUCUGUUUACCCGUUCAUCUCUCAAAUAUUAGUUCUACCAAUUAUGUCGGACCUAAACAAGAAGGCUGCCUAAAUACAAACCUACACUAUAGAGAAUCAGUAAUGCAGCAUUUGGAAAGUAAUCGUAGUAAUGUCCCUCUGAUUGUGGAUAAAGAGACGGGAUUGGUUGCAAAAUUGCUGGGGUUGGGUGGGCAGCUGGGGGGCGGGUGACAGAUAAGAUUAUGGCUGGGUUAGUGGAAGCAGAGGGUAGGGAUGUGCAAACUUUUCAGCCCCUAAUCUCCAAAGUUAUGUUUGUUUAUAUAUGUGUCCUAAUUUAUUGUACGUUUGUUGUGUGUGUUUAAAGUCUUAAUACAUACACUUAAAAUCUU